AUGCUGGCAUCACAGUCGCAGGACAAGAUUGAGCAGUUUGAUCCACAGAACAUUCAAAACGUAGUCUGGUCUUUCGCAAAGCUUGGACAUAGGGAUAUGCCACUCUACAAGGUCUUGUCCGUUGCUUGCAUCAACCGAAUCUCCGAGUUCAGCGUUCAGGACGUGACGGGCACUGCGUGGGGCUUCGCCACCUGCGCCCUGCAGAGCUCCGCGGUGGUCGCGCCGCUGGUCGAAACGCUUGGCCUCGGCGCAGCGCAGCGCCUCACGCAGUUCGCUGUCCGCGACAUUGCAGGUACCUUUUGGGCCAUGGCCAAGCUUGAAAGUGGCAACCGACCCCUGAUGGAUUUGAUCAGCUGCCAAGCGCUGAAUUCGUUGAUGAUUCGCGAAUUCAAGCCGCAGGACUGCUCCGUCACGGUGUGGGCGAUGGCGCACUUGGCUUACGUCAACUCGCCAUUUCUGCUGCAUUUAGUGGAGCAGGUUCUGGCACAAAUUCAUCGAUUUGGGUCGCAGGAUAUCUCCAACAGUGCUUGA
Cladocopium goreaui is the source of this 531-nucleotide messenger RNA. The record is from the annotation of a GenBank genome assembly. NCBI's taxonomy places the organism in Eukaryota, Dinophyceae, Suessiales, Symbiodiniaceae.